GCUCCUAUAUAAAGCCCCGCAUCUAACCAUUGUCCCUCUCUCUCUGCUUUGCUGCUGAUUCUCGGUUGGUGGCGCGCGGUUAUGUCCCUUCGCUGCCAGCGUCUCUCUGCCAGACACGGUUCGGUCAUGGCAGCGAACUGCGCCGCGGACGACGGAUCCGACGAAGAGUCGACCACGAGAAGCCACAACAACCAGAAUCGUAUAUCUUUGGCAAGAGUUUUAAAGAUAUUCACUAGCUCCAUUAGCGAAGAACAGGCUUGGGCUAUAUGUAACCAGUGUAGUAAAUAUUUCUUAAAUACAAAUUCCAAGCACAAUGGUUAUCGGAUUCUGACCAAGCAUCGCCUCGACGGUCUCCACAUCCAAAAAGACGGCGAAGUCGUCAUUAAAAGCCCCCAAUUAAGCAGAAGGAAAGAGGAUAAUUAUAGCCAUACACCAGAGGAACAUAUCUCAGAAAGUGAUUUAUUCAAAGACAAAAGUAUUAUCAAGGACAAAGAUAUAAUCCAAGUUCUUGGAUUGGUAGUUUUCCAAGCUUUAGAUCAUGGUUUAGCUGAAACUGAAGAGCACAACUUCAGCACAGAACUGGAGUCCCUCAUUGAGUAUAUGACUACCUCGGAUACGGAUGUUGAAAGUGAUGAUUCUCAUACAGUUGAUGAUGAAGGAAUUGUCAGAGAUGGAGAUGAUGAUGGUGGAGAGGAGGAUUCUUUGUCUUCAUGUAACUUUGAGACUGUCUUACAGAUGUGCAAGAAUCACCUGUCAAGUAGCUCAGAUGCUAGUCUUCAUUAUCGAGCAGUUUGCCGAGCACUAUUUACUGAAGCUCAUGAACUUGUCACUUUUCUUGAUAAGGUGUCAACUGGCCAGAAGAUUCUACAGAAGCAGAGGCAGAAAGUUGAUGAAUUGGAGGCUCUUGAAAGAUCAGAUUGGGCUCGACUUUGGAUUCAGAUCAUGAAACAGUUGCGACAUGGCGUGAAGCUAAAGAAAGUUGACCACUCUCAUCAGUCUUUUGAAGGGGAGUAUGAGCUGACCCCUUAUGAGAUUCUCAUGAAGGAUAUAGUCUUUAAGAGAUACAGACUUAAUAAGAUUAUGGUAAACGGAGACAUUCCACCCAAAGUGAAGCAUGAUGCCCAUACCAUGAUACUGGAUUUUAUAAGAUCAAGACCCCCUCUACAUCCUAUGAAAGAUCGUGUUGUAAACAAGUUACCCCCACGAUCACCGGACCCUCAUGAAAAGCUUCUCAUCGAAAUCAGAUCUCAACCAAAACUUCGCCCAAUCAAAGAAGGAAAAGUCUUGGUUGAAACAUCUCGUACUAAACUGAAUAUCGAUGAUGAGGAAGAGAGUCCUUUACCUGUACGCAAAGUUAUAAAACCAGAUUUCAACCUGAUUCUUGACAACAGUUUUGAGGUUGAUGAUGAAGAAUUAUCUUGUCGUGAAGGAUCUGAAAAUAAAGACACUGUCAAGAGACAAGGGAAACAAGACCAUUCCACAGAUAAAAAUGCGAAGCUAGUUCGACGGCAUACCAUUAUGGUAUGCGAGUCUCCGACUGAAGCAAAAACUUCACCAAUAUUUGAAACCCUUCAAAUGAUCAGUGAAUUAGAAGAGUCUCCUGACAGUGGAAAUCUGGUAAAAAGCCUCAGCAGUUCUGAAAACAUUUCAAGAUCUGUUGGGAAUUCCCCAACGACAAGUGACCGAAAUCUACAUGUAGAUCAUUCUACGAAAUCAAACGUAAUGCAUGUAAGUUGGACUAGUUCGUCUACUCACACCAAAGAGCACCAACGUAGCUUACCAUACAAAGAUUAUCAUCCACUGUCUGAAUUGGAUGAAUCUGAGUUGGAAAUAAAAAAAUGGCAGAAUCCUAUUGAAUGUUUGUCGUUGACAUUGGAUGAAGUCAUGCAUAUCCGACAGGUGUUGACCAAAGCAGAGUUAGAAUCACUUCUUGCACAGCCUCAGCUUUAUGACUUGGUUUCUCGUGGAAAGGUGUGCUUCUCUUGUAAAUCUGUGAAAUUUAGUCUGUUCAGCCAAUGGGGAAAUAAUUGCCAGUUCUGCAAGAGGGUUGUCUGCAAUAAAUGUAUUCGCAAGAUGCACGUUCCUGCAGAACAUUUCAACAGAAUUCCAGUCUACACCCUAAGUCCUUCACCACCAAUCUCUCCAAUUGAAAACAACCAAACAAUGAAUAUUUUUACAAGUACUGGAACCGGUUCCCUUUUGUCACCAAAAAAGAAUGGCAAGUCCCCUAAACGACGACCUCUACAACGGUCUCAGACCAUAUCGGAUAAACUACUGGAAUCCAAAUCAAGAGUAAUGAAAGGGUCUUUGAUGAAUGUUUGCUGUGACUGUAAGGAGAUGGUUUGUGAAGUGAUCCAAGCCAGUCGAGUGUCUCUGUCAUUGGUGAAAAGAAGCAAAGAGCUUUCAGAGACAGAGCCAAAGAAAGCCUCUAAAGUCGGUUUUGUAACUGAUUCCAUGUAAAAGCAAUAUUCUUUUUAGAUUGGUGGGGGUGGGGGAAAAAAAAAAGAAACUAUCUGUGAUGCUUAAACUAUUAACUGACGUAUGGCUUUAUAUUGCCAUAACCUAACAAAUAAUGUUUGUGUUGAUAUACUUAAUUGUUAUUCUAGGUCCUGUUAGUUAGUACACUCUGCACUAAUACUUUUGUAUUCAUGCAGUUGUAAUGUUUGUGUUAUGACUGUUGUGAUUAUUUAUUGAGAUGUAUUGCGGAUAUCUUAAUAUUAUACAGAGAAGUAAAUAUUGUGGCUACUGUUAAAUACAUAUUAGUGUUUAUUGAUGUCUUGCUAUUAUUAUAGAGAUAUAUAUAUAGGGAGAGAGAGAGAGAGGUCUAUAUAAAUUAUUAAUACAUUUUCUAGUUGUGCUAUUUAUUGGUUAUUACACUGUAUGCAGUAUAAGGGAUAUAUGCAUCCAUAAUAUGUGUGUGUGUGUAAAUGAAUGUAUAUUUAAUACCUAUAGCUAUUUCAGUGCCAUCAGUUCGUGCUGAUAUCUAGGAACUGGGACACAGUGAUCUUCAGCAGACUCUAUCAUAGGUUUUGAAGAAAACAGAUUUCCUUUUGCUUCAUUGACUAUCACAGUCCACUAAAGAUCAUGGUGUCUGAAUUAUUGGAUAUUAGCUUGAAUUCAUGGUAUGGAAGUCGCUAAAGGCAGUAAAUACAUGUAUAUUCUAUACUUUACAAAUGUCUUCAUGUCUGCAUUAUGGAUCCUUUAGUAUUUUUGUUUGAAAAAAACAAAACAAAACAAAAGUAGCAUUUAACUGUGUGUGUGUGUGUGUGUGUGUGUGUGUGUGUGUGUGUGUGGGUGCUGGAACAAGAGUAGCAAUUUUAGUUUCCAUUCCUUAAUAGUAAAGGAAUUUGUUUGGACCUAACUGACUAUUUCAGUUUUUAUUCUUCAUUUGGCACACCUUCAAUCACUUUUAAGUUGAAUCGUAUUUUUGUAAUACAUCCAUUUCAAUUAAACUAACAAAAAGUCUUAUUGUUUUCAAAAACCCUCGUUUAUUCCUAUGUAAUUAAUUUCCUUGUUUUGAGUAUUAAAAAAAAAAGAAAAGGAAAACAGGUUGACUUUUAGGACACUUUAUGUCAUUUUUUUUUGUUUUCUCACCUUUUUUUUUUUUUUUUUUUUUGUAAAUAAACUUGAUACUUCCAAUGAAGUCCCCCCCCCAGCCCUUCCCCAGUUUUCAGUGAAAUGAAAUGCUUUGUUGCAGAAGAAACCUUACCCUGCGAGAUAUAAUAUUACAUUAUAUCUCUUUUCCCCCAGCAAUUAUUUUUUCUUUUUUCUUUUCUUUUUUUUUUUUUUCUAGACCUUGUUCAUUUUUUGUCUUAAAUACUUGCCUCUAAAUAACAAGUCUCUUGAAUGACUUAAUUUCUUUCUACUGAAUGCUGAUAUCUUUGAAGAUGGUGUAAAUAGUUCUGGUUUUGUAUAAAGAUUUACAAUAAAUUCUUUAUUGAUUACAGUAA
This is a messenger RNA of Octopus sinensis (East Asian common octopus), 3950 nucleotides long. RefSeq names its product protein spire homolog 2-like. Gene Ontology annotation, molecular function: actin binding. The transcript is spliced from 17 exons. Lineage: Eukaryota; Metazoa; Mollusca; Cephalopoda; Octopoda; Octopodidae. Gene Ontology annotation, cellular component: cytoplasmic vesicle membrane; cell cortex. Bases 82 to 2460 code for a protein of 792 amino acids. Gene Ontology annotation, biological process: cleavage furrow formation; actin filament polymerization; establishment of meiotic spindle localization. The record is from RefSeq and is a predicted model, not a curated record.